This is a messenger RNA of Cladophialophora psammophila CBS 110553, 1821 nucleotides long. RefSeq lists its product as uncharacterized. Gene Ontology annotation, biological process: lactate catabolic process. Gene Ontology annotation, molecular function: D-lactate dehydrogenase (cytochrome) activity; FAD binding; D-lactate dehydrogenase (NAD+) activity. The transcript has 3 exons. Bases 1 to 1821 code for a protein of 606 amino acids. Gene Ontology annotation, cellular component: mitochondrion. Lineage: Eukaryota; Fungi; Ascomycota; Eurotiomycetes; Chaetothyriales; Herpotrichiellaceae. The record is from RefSeq and is a predicted model, not a curated record.
AUGUCUGACUCAGCCUCGUCCGCCCAGGGGUCUAUCCCAGAUCUCGCAACCCGAUACAGUGGCGUGCCAAAAAGACUCACUCAGGAAGCCAUUGAUGCUAAAGCAAGGCUGUAUUCUCAGAAGACGCUUCCAGACAGUGUCCCCCGAAGGAGAGUUGCGCUACCACCAGACGUGAGCAGGGAAAGCUUCGACCAAGCUGUUGCGGAGCUAAAGAAUGCCCUUGGGGACGAGAAUGUUCAGGUAAAUGAUGGGCCACUCAUUGACGGGUGGUAUAUGGAGCAUCCUAAUACCCACGACGCAUAUCAUAUUGCCGACCAGGAAGAGCUGAUAUGCAGCGCCCUGGUAUAUCCUUGCAGCACAGCCGAAGUGCAAACUGUGGUAAGAUGGGCCAACAAGCACAGGAUACCCAUCUACCCAAUCUCCAUGGGCCGGAAUAUCGGUUAUGGAGGGGCAGCUCCCCGUAUCCCUGGCUCCGUUGUCGUUGAUCUAGGUCGGAGGAUGAAUAAGAUUCUCAAUGUGGACGCGGAUAAUGCUUCUUGUGUGGUGGAGCCAGGCGUCUCGUAUUUUGCCUUGUAUGAGGAGAUCCAAAAGAGGGGGCUGGCCUUAUGGAUUGAUUGUCCGGAUCUUGGAGGCGGAAGCGUUCUUGGAAAUGCCAUCGACCGCGGCGUUGGAUAUACCCCCUAUGGUGAUCACUUCGCCAAUCAUUGUGGUAUGGAACUAGUGCUUCCGACGGGAGAAUUGCUCCGAACUGGCAUGGGCGCAAUGCCCGGCAAGGAUGGCGCAGACAACCCGACAUGGCAAUCCUUUCAAGCAGCUUAUGGACCCUACGUCGAUGGAAUCUUCAGUCAGAGCAAUUACGGCAUCAUCACCAAGAUGGGAUUUUGGCUGAUGCCGGAGAUCGGUCAUCAAUCAUACAUGAUCACGUUCCCCCGCGAGGAUGACUUUGAGCAGAUCGUGGAGAUCAUCCGGCCGCUUGCACAGAAGCGGAUCCUAGGCAAUAUCCCCCAGUUGAGGCAUGUCAUCCAGGAAUUGGCCGUGAUGGGUAAACCUCGAUCAUUUUGGUACAGCAGCAAGGGUCAGAUGCCAAGGGAAGUGAUACGAGAAAAGGCUUCCAAGUUGCCCUGUGGCGAUUGCUCAUGGGUGUUCUACGGCACUCAAUACGGUGAUCCGACCUCGAUCGAGGCUCAGCUGAAGAUCAUAAAGGCGGAGUUUGGCAAAAUCAAGGGCAGCAGAUUCAUGUUGCCUUCGGAUGUGCCGGCGGAUCAUUAUCUCCAUUCGCGAGUCCAAGUAUGUAGUGGCGUGCCUGUAUUGAAGGAACUCGACUGGCUCAACUGGGUCCCCAAUGCCGCGCAUCUGUUCUUCUCCCCCAUCUCACCGACCAAAGGCAAGGAUGCAAGCAUCAUCCACAGCACCAUCACCAAGCUGCAUGAGAAAUGGGGCUUCGAUGUCUUCCCCACCAUGUGUGUCGCAGGCAGGGAGAUGCACUACAUCGCCAACAUUGUCUACGAUCGGUCCGACUCGGACGCAAAGAGAAGGGCGACGGGGCUGAUGCGCGACAUGAUUCGAGCUGCGGCCAGGGAAGGCUACGGCGAGUACCGCACCCAUCUCCUGUUCGCGGACCAGGUGGCCGAGACGUACAGCUGGAACAAUGGCGCGUUGCGCAGGUUCAAUGAGACCAUCAAAGACGCCCUCGACCCCAAUGGGAUCCUGGCGCCCGGUCGGAACGGGAUAUGGGGAAAGAGAUUCCGAGGCAAAGGGUGGGAGAUCUUGGACGGGGACCAGAGGAAUAUGCUGAAGGACGGGGUGAGUCCAAAGUUGUAG